CAUCCCCACCCUGACCAUCACAGGAGGCAAAGCAUCAGAAAUUUCCCCGCUCACACACAUGCAGACCCCAAACUUUCUCUGAGGACCAUCGAGAUACAGGAGGGAGACGUCACUUCUGAGUUUCAGUUCAAUUGCAAGAGCUAUGAUGCUUCACCCAGGGGUGCCUGUCGUCGAUGCCUCCUGUGGCACCCGCAAAAUAUCUGCUCAAAAGUCCAGAGUGCACAAGAUACUGUUCAGAUCUUUCUGCUACGUUCCUCUAUGUUACAUGAAGCACACACCCAGAAAAUUCCCGCAUUUCGAUGGAUGCCAUUAGUGCACACCUACCCGUUUUGAACAAAGGAGAGGCUUAAAGACCUUCCCUCUGUGAGCAAGUAUCUAAUGUAGGUGCCUUCCCCCCCCCCAUUGGCUGGGAGGAGUUGAGGCUACAGGGAACCAGGCAGAGGGCCUUCUUGGGAGUGGCGCCUGCCCUGUGGAACACCCUCCCAUCAGAUGUCAAGGAAAUAAACAACUAUCAGACUUUUAGAAGACACCUGAAGGCAGCCCUGAUUGGGAAGUUUUUAAUGUUUGAUGUUGUCGCUUGUUUAUUAUUGUUAGUGGUUUUCUGUUGGGAGCUGCCCAGAGUGGCUGGGGAAACCCAGCCAGAUGGACGGGGAGGUGCAAAUAAAUUGUUGUUGUUGUUGUUGUUGUUGUUGUUGUUGUUGUUGUUGUUUAGCAGUAUGCCACUCCCAUUGCAGCCAUUUUGCAACAGGUGCCCCCGGCACUUUGUCCCCUCUGGGCCCAAAAAAUUGGAGACCUCUGCAAUGUAAGAAAGAAGCUCUAUCGCUCUUCAAAACACACAGAGAGAAACAGUGUGAACAGGAAUGGGAGGGAGGGAAACACAUGCAGGAAUAAAAGGCAAAGUAAUGCCCCCAUUGCAGCUGCGGAAGCCAGCCUGGCAGUUGGGGCAGAAGAAAUCCCAGGACCCCAUUGCUACCAGUCAGAAGAGGAAAGUGAUAUUUGCAGUUUACGGGUGACUUCUGCAAAGCGAGUGUGUCAGUGUGGGUGUAUUUUAUAGAAGCAAUCUAUCUACUGCAGAUAAAACCACCGUCUAAAAUGCAGUAGCGCAUUGAAAGUCACUAUAGCCUGACAGACUUAGACUCUGCCUUCAAGAGGCCACAAGAAGGCCCCAAGGAGAGGAGAGGUGCUUUUCCUGCCUCAGUUGCCAAAAUAAAUGGGCUGGACAUAGAUAGGGAUGGGUGAACCAGUCUGUUCUGGUUUCUCUCCGUUUCUUAUUUUUCCAGUCUUAAGUUCAAUUUUCCACGGCAGCUCAUGAUUGCUAUUAUUUUUAAAUCCUCACGAAAACCCACCAGCCUUUUAGUGCACAUAAGCCUAAUACACACAUUUACCCGGUAUUUAUUUAUUGCAAAGCAUGUUUUACCGAACACAAUGCAGUUUUCUUUAGUACGCUCCACUGAUAUAUGCAUUUUUCUGCACGCUUUACCUCAGUGUGUGCAUUUUUGCACACGUUACAUGGCUGCACUGCAGUUUUUGCACUGCGCUGCAAAAACCGGGGAAGGGCAGAUUUUGAAGGACGGCUGUGCUUUGGUUCACAUAAUGUUCUCAGAGUGAGAAUUUGGGAAUGGGAACUGAAUUUAAUUUCUCCCCCACCCCAGCUGGAUAGAGGGGGACUGCCCUGUCCCUGGUUUAGAGCCUUCUUGGGUGUGGAAGUUCCUGUUAAGGCAAAACUGCUCGACAUCCUCCACUCUUGCCUUUAGGAGAGGAAAAGAGAAACCUUCUCAUCUUGGGCAGACGUUCUGGUUUUAAGCUGAGAAUUGCUCAUUUAACGCAAAUAUUUAAAAUGUGUGAACCGCCCAAAUAAUUUUUUGUUUCAGAAGAAAUCCAAAGAAUUAUUUCACACCACCAGAACCACCUUUUCUGUCCUAUUCCUCCCCAAAAGAACCGCCUUGUUGGACGGACAUCACGGGCCAACAAAAGCAAGACAAACAUAUUGAUGCUAGCUGAUGCUUUGUAAUUUCAGACUGGAGUGAAGGAAGUGUGCACAUCAUGUUCCAAGCCUGUCUACACAGCGGAGCGCAUGGCAAUCCAGAACGUUCCUCUGCACCAUGCAUGUUUUUGCUGUAAGCAUUGCGGAAAGAAGCUGAGCUUAGCCAACUAUGCCACCUUCCAGGGCACAUUUUAUUGCAAAUCUCAUCACCAGCUGCUUGCUGGGGUUAAAAAAAGGAGCCCAGAGGAAAACGCCGGCAUCCGUCAAAAAGAUCAGCAGCCAAGUCCAGGACUGGGGUCCAAGGAUAGAAAUAAUCGCCCAGGAAAGCUCCUCGCCAGAGAGAAAAUGCAACCACCCUUUUCUGGUUUGUGCUCCCAGGCUAACCUGAGACCGCCUAGGCAAGCCAGGCGAGAAAUGGCCUCAAAGAACAAGCCCAUUUCUAGUUGGCCCCCUUUAAAGGAAGCGGCUGGGAAAGAAAUAGGUCGAGAAUAUGGCAGCCCUGGAGCAACCAAGAAACCAUUGCAAGAUGCCGUAUUGAUUCUGCAAUGCCGGAGUGGAGCAGGUGGGGGCCUCCGCGAGGCCCCGGGAGGCAAAUCGACAGCAGAAAGUGCUCAGGCGGAAAAGAAGCAACGCCAAUUACCCAGAGUCACAUUUCCAAAGCCCGGUUCGCACUGGAUUAAAACAGCAGGUGGGAGCGGAGACUUGAGAGUAUUGGGAAAGAGACAGUUGUUCACGGGUGAAAGCAUCCUAGGAGCUCAGGGAAGGAAGAAAGGACUCAGCAUAGCAGAAAGGGCUGCAAUGUUCCAAGGCAACCCACUCAAAAUGAAGAGGAGUGUUCCUGUAGUCUCACCUUUAACACCAACCCCUCUGGAGUCUCCUUCCUUUGGUUCACUGCCCUCCUGUUCAGAAGCACUCAGAACUAGUAAAGCAACUCGUUUUGCCGCUUCAGGAGUUACUGUAGCUGAUGCUUCUAGUCUUGCAAAAGGUUCUCUCGAGGGCAAGAGGCUUAGUAGUGGAUCUUCCUCCAGCACGGGGGCAUCCGAUGAAAGGCGUGCAGAGCAGAUUUUGCCAAGAGCCGAGCUUCUUCCUAAAGCCAGGGUUCCACUGCCUGCUUUGGCACCAGCAGACAGCAGACAGAAGCUUCCAGAAGCCAGCAAAGGUAGCAUGUCAAUCACUCUGGCAUGUGAAGAGGCUGGACAACUGAGCCACAGCAGCGCUGAACCAACAGAGGUCCGCAAGCCCUCCCCGGCGAAGGCUGAAUCCUCAGUAUAUCUACCUGAGCACAAAGGUGAGCAAAGCAAUGAGGAGGAGGCAUUGGGUUCUUCUCCUGAUUCAUUGGAGACAUGCCUGGCAGCUGACCAGGCAAGUGAGCAUUUAUGGGAAGGCAGGAUGGAGUUCCCUGGGAGAGAAAUGCAAGCAGUGAUAGACCCAGCAAGCUUGCAAAGGCCAGAAAACCAGCUUUAUCCUGAAACCCACAACAGUAAGGAGGCAGAGAAGAGAAGGGAGAAAGAAAUGCAGGCCGGAGGAGACUUAGACAGCACUGAGACACAAAAUGGCAUUCUUCAAGAGAUCUCCCCAAAUAGCAAGCCUGAGGAAAGAGCCACCACUUCAGAUGAGGAAGCAGAAAUAGGUGGUCAUUCAGCAUCCAGCUCACAAGCAGAAUACGCUCCAAAAAUGGGUGUUCCUCAAAGAAAUAACCCACAAGACUCCCCUUUGACUUCCAACACAGCACCAUUCACUUCUGAAAACCUGGAACCAUGUGACCUACUUGCAAAAAUAGCCGACACAAAAGAAAAGAUACCAGGAAAGGCUAGCAGUGACGAUAAUAUCCAGCUUGAGGAAGAAACUUUCAGAAGGACCAUCCUUCAGGCUUCUAAGAUUCAGGUCAAAGACCAAGAAACAUUCGACUCCUGUGAGGUCCCACGUCUGACUGAAAAGCAAGUGAUGGGAAGUACAAAGGUGGCCAUGAAACCUCAGGUUGAAAAUGGCUCAGGUGCACAGACAAUCUGCAGUAAGGAGACCACCAAGGAGUCUGCUAGAAAGCAAAAGGAAAGGAACCCUUUGGCUCGACUUUUUGCUUCCAAAACUCAAGGCAGAGCAUGCAAGCAGGAAGAACCAGCAGUGACUAAGAAAGCACUUAAGACUCAAUCUGCCUUAGCCACACUCUUUGGAUAUUCUCUGGAGAAAGACAAGACCCCAAAGGCAGUAGCAAAGCCUUCCAUGAAAGCCAGCAGUGGAGAAGGAUUAUCCCUUGUAUGUUUCUCAAACUUACCAAAGCUUGGCACCUGCAAGGAAAGUGAGACCUCAGGUCUUAUUCAAGCAAAAGGUUCAGAAGCAGGCCUUCGGGAUUCAGAGGAGAAUUAUGGAAGGGAUGGGCGCAGAGAAAGUUCUCCACCGUUGGACAGUGCCAAAGCCUUCAGUGCUGAUGCGCUUCCUAUAGAGCUGAGCACAGAUAUUUCAAGUAGCAUUGAAGUAGUGUCUGGAAUGAAGGGCCCUGAAGCUCCCAAACAAUCCCAUUUGCAAAUGGAUACAGUGCUCUCGGACAACAACAAGUCCUCACUACUUUCCAACUUUCAAGAUUCUCUGACAACUGCUGCAGAGAACCCGUGGCAAUGUUCUACGAGCUCCUUGAUGGAAACAAACUCAGAAAUAAAUGUCUCUGGAUGUGAUCCCUAUGAUCAAGAUCUACAAAACUUCCCUAACCAGGAUGCCAUGGAUUCUCAGUAUUUAGAAAUAAAGGCUGAAAAUGUUUCUUUAUUGGGCCCUUCGAGAGAAGACGAGGCUCAGUGUGACUAUCGAGUUCCUGACAUGCUUCUAUUUUCUAUGGGGGUAGACAGAUCAGCAAGCAUGGGUGGAAGUGGCCUGCAAUCCAGCUCUCUUGAUCUGGACACAGGGAGCAUGGAGGUAAAAAACGAAGCUUGCUCUGGUGUAAGCGCUUCAGAAAACGUCUCAGAGGUGAACAACCUGCACCAAUUUUCAGAAUCUGAGCCCCCUAGAGGGAUCAGUCCUAAUAACAACGACACUCCAGGAACUGGAAAUUAUGAGAUGUUUCAGAACCCACAAUCCUGCCUUCAGCUGUGUGAAGAUGUUCUCCUCGGACUUGAUGUUGAAAAAUCCACUGCUGGUGGUUACCCCAGUGGGAAAGUUGACAUCCCUUCAUUUCUUGGAUCUCUCCAGCAUAUUCCAGAGCUCCUUAGAGAUACCAUUCAGCGCAACACUGAAGGAAGUGCAGCUGCAACAGAACAAUCCCUGGAAGAGAUUAUGCCAGCAGAGAAGAGCGAUGGGUCAUCGGGAAGCCUUCUGUAAUGCAACUUGAAGUGCAGUUUGUUGUACUCCCAAGGCAAGGUUAUGGGGGCAAAGUCCUAGCAGAGGUGGGUCUGUGGCUAAGAGCAGCAACCAGCAAAGUCCCCUCUCUGGGAUGCUAACUGACUUGACUGCCCAUAAUUUUCCCAGGUUAGGAACUGGCAACCCAAGAGAGCCCUCCCCCCCCCAAGGUCACAGGUGCAAUCCAAUUACCUUCGACUCCAGCCCCCAACUUCCAAAUGUUGGCCUACAACUCCCAUCAGCCCCUGCCAGCCUGACCAAAGGUGAGAGAAUAUGGGAGUCGGGAGUUCAACGGGUGGAGGAAGGCUGUUUUUUUACACUUCACGGCUCUGUGACUCUAGGAAACUGUAAAAGAACACAUUAUCUGAUUCUCUCCACGUUCUCCUUCCCCUCCACUCCACCACCUUAGUUCAAUCAACCCCAAACUCACAAACAACCAAUUUAGUGCGUUCCCAAUUGUCUCCCCUCUUGCUCAAAAAUCCUUAAUGAGCAUUACUCUGCGAAAAGGAAAUUGCUCUCUCCAACCCCGGAGGGAGGUGAAAAAUUCGUUUCCUCCUCUUUCCCUGUUCCUAAAAUAUCACAUUGCAAGAUAGGAGGUCUGAGAAUUAAUUAAAUUUCCCUUUGCCUGGGAUUGAAUCCCAAGGAAUUAGUAACAACACCAGGCAGUCGAAAACAUGCUUAGCAUCUGUUUUUGGGUACCACGGUCCAUUUUUUUCAAAGUAAAGGAAUAGCAUUUUCUGCUCACUUUUCCUUAAGACUGAGGAGGUUUCAUUUGGGCGGAACACACUUGGAGUCUCGUUGUGUCAGCAAAGCAACGACCUAUUUUUUUCCUUACAAAGGAAAUGCUUCGCCAUUGCGUGGUGUAUGGCUUGCUUAAGGAUUUGUGGAUGUUUGGUAUAUCAUUAGGUUUGCUGUUGCAUUGACUGAGAAAAUUUGUAUGUCCCUGAGCUCCCUGCUUGAUGGCAAUAAAGACAAUAAAUACGUAAAAAUGUGUUUGACACUAGGGGGGAAACCCACACAAAUUAAAUGUGCAAUCAUUUAAGGAGUACACAUGCCAUCCUGCAGGCAGGCAAAGUUCAGCGUGUUGCCUUUCCCAUUCACUUCAAUGGAGGGGCUCCAUUCAAGACUCCUGAAUCGGAAAGGCUCCACCUUGGCUAUCACUUCACAGGCAAUGGUUUCAGGAGAGCAGAAUCGGAACUGCACAUUUUAACUGAGAAGCACCUUUUGUGCCAUCUUUCACAUUCAGUGGGAUCAACAUUGCUGCUACUUUGCCUCCUCUAGAACAGGGGUCAGCAACCUUUUCCAGCCGUGGGCCAGUCCACCGUCCCUCAGACCAUGUGGUGGGCCGGACUGUAUUUUGAAAAAGUAUAUACAGUGGUCCCUCGGCUUAUGAACUUAAUCCGUUCCGAAUGCACAUUCGUAGGUCGAAAAAUUCGUAAGUCGAAAAGCGGAUUCCCAUAGGUAAAAAAAAUAUUCGAAAAAAAUCGCAAGUUGAGGAAACCGCAUUAAAAAAUUCGUAAGCUGAGUAAACCCCAUUUAAAACCGCCAACGCUUUCCAUUCGGAUGUAGAAAAAUUCGUAAGCGUGCGGCCAUUUGUCCCGUUCAUAAGUCAAAAACUUCGGAUGUCGGGUAAUUCGUAAGUCGAGGGACCACUGUAUAAAUGAACAAAUUCCUAUGCCCCACAAAUAACCCAGAGAUGCAUUUUAAAUAAAAGGACACAUUCUACUCAUGUAAAAACAUGCUGAUUCCUGGACCAUGCACGGGCCGGAUUGAGAAGGCGAUUGGGCCACAUCCGGCCCCCAGGCCUUAGGUUGCCUACCCCUGCUCUAAAACAUCCACAUCUUCGGUCUCAUAGUUGAUUGUUCUUAUUUGAAAUAUAUGGCCUCCUAAGGUUGCCGCCGUCUUUUACUGGCCCUGCUCCUGCGCCUUUAUCUGAAGCCUGGGACAGAGAAAUGGAGCAAGCUACUCUUUCAGGAGUAGAGAUAAGUUUCAGGGAAAGCUUCCCCUGAUAAAUUUCUGUGCGCCGGGUUGAAGCCGCAUGUGGUUUAAGUCACAGGAGCAAAGCCAGCGCUCCUAUGAUCAGCCAUUUAGCCCCUUCACAGUAAAAUCAACAGGACGGUGGGUGGAAUUGUUGUCUUCUUCUUAAAUCGCCUCUCCUGGCAGAAAGCCCACCAGCAGUUUGAUUGCCCCUUUGGACUCUGAAGUUUAUCGUUCCUCUGUUAGCAAGUUGUGCAUUAACUUCAGAGCCACGGGCAUAAAUAAGGACACAGAGAGUGUUGGUGCCAUUGCCUGUGCAGCAUGUGAAGGCAGCAUGACGACCAUCCAUUUUGCUUUUGUCACAUUUAUGUCUUACGAAUGCACAAAGCUGCCUUAUCGCUGCUUCUGUGCCAGGUGAUGGGCACAUCUAUCAGCCCAGUAAUGUCUAUAGAAUCUGACAAACCACAUCUCUCUAUAGAGUUUCAGGGGCUCUUUCCCAGAACUGCAGCAAAACUUUAUUUUCAAAAAUAAAAUUAAAAAAAGGUCUGGAAACCUGAAGGUUGAAAAAGGGCCUUGGCAUAUGCACUAGGGCAGUGUUUCCCAACCUUGGGUCUCCAGCUGUUUUCGGACUACAAUUCCCAUCAUCCCUGACCACUGGUCUUGCUAACUAGGGAUGAUGGGAGUUGUAGUCCAAAAACAGUUGGAGACCCAAGGUUGGGAAACACUGCACUAGGGUGAUGACCUUUUUCAUUUUUUUUUCUCAAAAAUUAUUUCCUGUAGCACAAAUGGAUGAACUUUUGCCUACUAAUGACUAAAAUGAGGUAUAUUCCAUUGAAAUAUUUAAAAAGGUUACGCACAAACCGUUUUUAUUUUUAUUUUGUAUGCCGUUUUACCAUUUCAUAAAAUUGUAUUAACAAUUCUAUAUAUAUUUCGUAUCAAAUUUGGACACAACACCACAUUCCACAACGGGGAGUGUUCUUAGCAACAUAGGGUAUACAAAUGUCACACCUGCGCAAGGUAAAAGCCCCUUUUUGGGACCGCAAAACUCAGCCAGCAGACCCUGCCGGGCAGGCUGGGAAAAGAACCUACAGGAGAGGUAGCAAAACAUUGCUCUCUAGCGGCGUCUAUACUGUUACUGCAGCUAAAAAAAAGCUUCCUUGCGUGUUUGAUGACGCUAUAUAAUGUUGUAUAUAUGUGACUCUAAAGCUUGGGUUCAGUUUUAUAUCUGCUUACAGUGACUUCAAAAACUGAGAAUUAAAUUUUUUAAAUCAUUUUGUGCGUGAGGUUUUUUUUAUCAAAUCUCUUUGAAAGUAAGAUUGUAUCUAAUCUUUAAUGAAAGCUCAUCAAAUUAUGAUACAGGGAAAUGAAGUUGUAAAAAAAUCAUCCCCCUAAUAUGCACAGAACACAUGUCACUCAAAGAGCUUUCUAACUGCAAAACCUGGUAACUGGGCCUGGAACUUGAAGCAUUGCAAACAAAAUGUGUGUUUCUCCACCACUGAGAUUAUUUGGGGAGUUGAACUGGCGAGGAAGUAUUUGCACGUGCUUCAACACUAGACGUGAGGGGGGAAUGCAAUUCAGUUCGCAUUCAAAGUGAAUAUUGCACUUUCUGAAACAGCAUGCAAGCAAAGACACAUUCAUCCUUCAACACUUGCACUUCUUCAAAUUCUGCAACACAUUUCUAAUAUUAGUGAGAAAAACAUACAAAAAUGAAUUGAGCUGGAGAAUUGAGCUGGAGAAUUCAUGCUAAAGUGCUGGCAAAUGUUCACGAGGACUUAAAAAGCAGAAUUGCAAAUUGCUGUGGGGGGAAUGUGGAGAACUCAACCUGGAAAAAUGAGAAACGGAGGGAAAUAAAAACUGACCACAUUGCCUAUCCUUACCUGACACGAAACUCUGUG
Messenger RNA from Zootoca vivipara (common lizard), 9180 nucleotides. RefSeq lists its product as uncharacterized. Lineage: Eukaryota; Metazoa; Chordata; Lepidosauria; Squamata; Lacertidae. The record is from RefSeq and is a predicted model, not a curated record.